Messenger RNA from Pristis pectinata (smalltooth sawfish), 914 nucleotides. RefSeq names its product cartilage intermediate layer protein 1-like. NCBI's taxonomy places the organism in Eukaryota, Metazoa, Chordata, Chondrichthyes, Rhinopristiformes, Pristidae. The record is from RefSeq and is a predicted model, not a curated record. The transcript has 6 exons. Bases 1 to 570 code for a protein of 189 amino acids.
AUGUGGCAAGAAUACAAUGGCAUUAAUACAAGCAACUGUAAAACCCAAUGGUUUGAUCGUGAUGACCCAUCAGGAAUUGGGGAUUAUGAGGACCUCACAAACCUUCGAAAAGAAAAUCCCAAUAUAAUCUGCAGUAAUCCAACUGCCUGUGAAGUGGAAACAACGGAUGGAAUGCCAGCCUCAAGCACUGGAGACGUCAUUCCUGAGUGUGACACUUGCAAUGGAUUUGUUUGUGUGAAUGCAGAGCAGAAAAAUAAUACUUGCCAUAAUUACAGAAUACGAUUUUCCUGCCCACAAUCAUUUUGUGAGAAGAGAACUCAGUGGUUUGAUCGUGAUGACCCAUCAGGCGAAGGAGAUUUUGAAGUUCUCUCAUUUCUUCGGAAAGAGAAUCCCAAUCAAAUCUGCAGUAGUCCAAUUGCCUGUGAAGUACAGACAGUACUUGGGAAGCCAGCCUCAAGCACUGAUGACAACAUUCCUGAGUGCAGCAUUUCAACUGGAUUUAUUUGUCUGAAUAAUGAUCAAACAAGUGGAAUGUGUGAAGAUUACAAAAUACGAUUCAUCUGCCCUUAAUCUUUAACAAGCAAACUGUAAAUAGAAAAGGACAACAGGGCCAGAAGUGGGAGCUAAGCACAUCCAGUUUUGCAAUUGGUUAAGUUUCUUUCUAUUUAACAUUUGUUAAUUUGGAUUUGUGUUAAAACAUUAUGCAAUUGCUCAGGGGAAAACAUAUCAUUGAGGGUUAAAGUUACUGACCAAUCAAGCGGAUCUGUGGUUCCUGAAUAAUUGUAUAAAAGUUGAAAAUUCAGUAAAAUAUAUUCAACCAUCUUGUAAAAUGUUUGAUUAUUAGGGAACUGUACUCAGGGAACAAUGUAUUUAGUUAUUAAACAUUAUAAUUAUCAAAUUGGUUAAAUAAUGGA